This is a messenger RNA of Neolamprologus brichardi, 920 nucleotides long. NCBI's taxonomy places the organism in Eukaryota, Metazoa, Chordata, Actinopteri, Cichliformes, Cichlidae. The record is from RefSeq and is a predicted model, not a curated record.
GUUUUUUUUUUUUUAAUUUAGGCAGGGUGAUUAAGUAACUUCCUCUCUUGCAAAGUCCCUGAAAUACUUCAGUAAACCUCACAAUCACUUGUUCCAAAAUGACUGAGGAAGCAUUGUUUACUUCACAGACCCAGUGACGCCCACUCUAAGAGUUUCGUUUCCUAGGAAUAACAGCUGACCCUCCCACUUGUUUAUAAGGCACAAUCCAGUCUUAGGCUUCUCAUCCUGAGUGGAAUAAUGGGUCUAUUGACAGCUAUAGCAAUCGCAGCUGGAGCAGGUGGAGCACUGGUGUCUGCUCCUAUUGUCCUGGGGGCUGUAGGUUUCACCUCAGCUGGAAUAGCGGCAGGCUCCUACGCUGCAAGCAUGAUGUCUGCAGCUGCUGUGGCCAAUGGAGGAGGAGUGGCAGCAGGAAGUCUGGUGGCUGUUUUACAGUCAGCAGGUAUGGCAGGUCUGUCUGGGGCCGCCACCGCAGCCGUGGGCUCUGUUGGAGGAGCUGUGGGAUUUUUGGCUACUCUCAUCUGAGACCAGGAAAUUAUGAUAAUCAGAAAGAAAAAUAAUAAUAACAAAGAAUAUAAUUACUGUUGUUGGACAGUUGCCAAAAGUAUCAGCGUCAUGCUUCAGUAUGGCUUGGCUGAAAUGUGAGUGCUGGUAAUGCUGUGGUGUUUUAUUACGAAACACAUGAACACGGUCAAAUUGUGCAACUUAGAAUAAAGCCCUAAUAAUGAAAAGCAUUUUAAAGUUGUGUUCACACAUGAUACAAAUAAUUUCCUUUUCCACUGCAUAAUUAUGCACUGAUAACAAAGUGAUAUCUUAUCAUCUCAGACAUGUUAAAAACGUUGAUGGUCUGCCCAAAAUGAUUUCUGCUAUAUAAACUGUUGGAAAUAAAUUGCUGACAUUUAAUCUGUCAAACACAUCUGAAA